Molecule: messenger RNA, 848 nt
Organism: Astrephomene gubernaculifera
Lineage: Eukaryota; Viridiplantae; Chlorophyta; Chlorophyceae; Chlamydomonadales; Astrephomenaceae
Source: the annotation of a GenBank genome assembly
GCAAUGCCGCUAAUACGUUCAAAACGUAUACGUGUACCUCAACUUCACUCGCAACUUACUACCUUAUCAAUAGGCUGGGAAUAGUAAGCGUUCCAACAACCUGCGUUAUACGCCAUCAAGACCCACUUAAAUUUGCUACAGAGCUACGCAGUAUAAUAGAAGUCCUUGCUGCGGUGUCCUCGCUCGGACUAAAUGUCAUUGCUUCUCCGCUAUGCGGCUCGUGGUAGCGGUCGAAACGCCUUCCAGACCCUGCAAUGCCUCCUCCAAUCCGAAGCCUUGUUAAGACUAGGAGUGCCUGUCUCCUUGGAGAGUGGCCAGACAGCGUUGAGACGCACUCAAGGCUACCAACUGUCGCCGUUGCGGGGUUUCAGUGAAGAGCUGCGAGUCGUGGCAUCAGCUCUCAGCGAAGGUGAUUAUCACCACAUGGCCGACGAGACGCUGGAGGGUAUGGUUGAGAAGCUAGAGGCAUACGUUGAGGAUAAUGACGUGGACGGAGGGGACGUCGAAUACUCGCAAGGCGUGUUGACCGUCAAGCUCGGCAAACACGGGACGUUCGUUGUCAACAAACAAACGCCCAACCGCCAAAUCUGGUUGUCGUCGCCGGUCAGCGGCCCCUUCCGCUUCGACCACAUCGAGGGCCGCUGGCUAUAUCACCGCGACCGGCGGGACCUGCUGUUGCAGCUGGAGCAGGAGAUCAGCGCACUGGUGGGCGCCCCGCUGCACCUGCAGUGAGAGCCCCAACCCACCCGACCCAAAUGGCUUUAUACCCUGGUGGUCGGAGGGUUAAUAAGGAUACAUGUUCCGCAUUUGGCUGGCUGGCUGGCUUGGGGGGUAUAGCUGCAGGCAGC